Messenger RNA from Pollicipes pollicipes, 1188 nucleotides. Its product is annotated as protein obstructor-E. Gene Ontology annotation, cellular component: extracellular region. The record is from RefSeq and is a predicted model, not a curated record. NCBI's taxonomy places the organism in Eukaryota, Metazoa, Arthropoda, Thecostraca, Pollicipedomorpha, Pollicipedidae. Gene Ontology annotation, molecular function: chitin binding. The coding region runs from base 75 to 830 and encodes 251 amino acids. The transcript is spliced from 5 exons.
CUCGGUCCGCGCCCGCCCAGUGGCUCACUGAUCGCGAGAGCCCGGCCCCGGCAGCACAGCACCCGCCCGCCGCCAUGCGUCUCCUGCUCGCUCUGCUCCUGUGCCCGGCGGCGCUGGCCGCCAACAGCUUCACCUGCCCCAAAGACGAGAACACCGGCUACUUCGCCGAUCCGGACGAAUGUGACAAGUACUGGAACUGCGAGCGGGGCCAGGCCAACGCCGUCUACUGCCCGGACGGGCUGGCGUUCAGCGCGAGCGCCCGACGCAGCUCCAACCCUUGCGUCUACUUCUGGAGGGCUGGCUGCGCCGGCAAGUCGCUCGGUGAGCCGCUGGGCACGGCACCCUGCGAGCGAGAGAACGGCUUCUUCCCGCACGAGGACCCCAACGACUGCACCCACUACUACCAGUGCAAGGACAACGUGCCGAGCCUGACCGAGUGUGCGCCCGGCCUGACCUACAACAUCGCGAACCACGGCUGCGACUGGCCCGAGAGCUCCAACCGCGGCCUGUGCGGCACCAAGAAGGCCAUCGGAGAGUUCACCUGUCCCGAGGGCGACUUCGUCAACGCCAACGGCCUUCGUGAGCAGCACCCGCGCUUCAACGACCGCCAGGACUGCCGCGCCUUCUUCGUCUGCCUGAAUGGCGUGACGCCGCAGGGUGUGAACUGUCCCCUGGGCGAGGUGUUCUCCGAGCAGAGGCUCUCCUGCACUCUGGCCGAGUUCGUGCCGGGCUGUGAGGAUUACUACAAGGACCACCCACUGAGGUCGAAGUUCAAAGACCUGGACGGUGACGGCCGCGUCGAUGUCAACCUGGAGAGCUUCAUCCAGUGAAUCGUCCUCCUCGCCCCAUGCUCGAUAACAUCUCUCUUUAAGAGGCGUAGCUAUUGCAUAUCUUGCCGCGUUCACUAACCGCGGCAAACCUUUUCGACAUUGCCUGAUCAGUCACCGAACUAGUCGGUUACGAUAGAUUCUCAGAAAGUUGACGAGGUUGAUUAGGUUAGAUAAUAUGUCCUGUUUAUUGUGUCAGCCUACUCCGCUUGCGUUCUGUUGAUAUUUCUCCGCAAGUGUGAAUGUAUUUUAUACACUCAGGCACCUGUAAGUUACAUUGUCCUGCAACGACAGGUCCACUCUAAAUAAUUUCUGCUGUUUUAGGGACAUGAAAUGAGUAAAUACAUCAUCAUGAAAUCGG